GUUUAGAGUCUGCUAGCAGUUAGCCAGUUAGCUUCCUCCGUCAUGGCGGAACUGAACCGACAGCUGCAGGAGUACCUGUCCCAGUCUAAAGGCGGCGGAGCCCGGACCAUCUCCCAGUCCAGCUCCAGCACCACGGUGGACCUGGACGAUCCGGAGUCGGUACCAGGCAGCUGGUUCGGCCGGUGGUCGAGCCGCUGGUCCGGGUCCAGCAACUCCGGCCAGAGCUCCGGUGGAAACAGCGGCUUUUCCUGGCCGUGGUCGGCCGAGCCGGACCCCUGCCUGCCGGGCAUGAGCCGCCGCCAACGGCUUGUGGCUUUCGCCGUGUGCGCGUCCUUCUCCGCGCUGUGCUUCGGACUGUCUGCGCUUUACGCGCCGCUGCUGCUUCUCUACGCGCGCAAGUUCGCGCUGCUGUGGUCUCUGGGUUCUCUGUUCGCCAUCGCAGCCGCGGGGGUCCUUCGCGGGCCCAGCAGACUCGCCUCCGGGCUGCACAAGUCCCCCGGAGCCGCGGUGUACCUGUGCGCCCUGGCCGGGACCCUUUACGCGGCGCUGAGCCUCCACAGCACCGUGCUGACGGCGCUGGGAGCUGCCCUACAGGUGGCCGUGAUCUUCGGCUACGUGGUGUCUCUGCUGCCCGGUGGCAGCGCCGGGAUCCGGUUCAUGGGCGGCAUGGCGGCGUCCGCCAUCAAGAGGACAGUUACCGGGAAAACUAUGCCGAUCUGACCGGGGAUGGAGCGCCACAGAGCGGACACGUUGAACAGACUGUCGGGGAGUGGGGACACAAGGGGACCAGGCGACUAGUGUCUUCUCUCCUGUGGGACAGGAAACUGAAGAUCUUUGAGUUGAGGACAAAAUAAGAUCUUUGACACACGCACACAUACAGACACAGACAGACACAGACACACACACACACACACACACACACACA
Molecule: messenger RNA, 925 nt
Organism: Perca flavescens (yellow perch)
Lineage: Eukaryota; Metazoa; Chordata; Actinopteri; Perciformes; Percidae
Gene: sft2d3
Product: SFT2 domain containing 3
Exons: 1
Coding region: 43-720 (225 amino acids)
Biological process (GO): vesicle-mediated transport
Cellular component (GO): membrane
Source: RefSeq, a predicted model, not a curated record